UAUGAAAUGUGAAACAUAAUUUGUCCUUACAAUCUUGAAGGAAAUCGAAGAGCUAGGAUACGAACAGGAGAAUGAACCCUAGCCCUAAACAUGAUUUCAGCACAAACACAUUAAUCGAAGAGGAAGGAAUCACAUUUCAGAGCUAAAUACUAUGUGGAGGUAGACUAAAAUACGAUGUUGAGCUUAUUGGCGAUUAAUUGGAAACCCAGAGGAAGUUUAAUGAUUGUUGGCAUAGUAUCACAAGGGCAUUUUCUGAAAUUAUGUAUACCUUUCCAGAAAUUAUUCAAGCUCCAAACUUUGUCUCAGGCCAACAGAGAUCCAACACCAUUGCACCGUGCAGCAAGAGUAUUGAUAAAUUGUGAACUUAUGCAUAUGAAAGGCAAAGAAGACGAAUAAGGAAUUUCAAAAUCAUGGAUUUCACGUUUUGAGAGAAUGAGUUUAUAUUGGAAAACAUAUCACCUUCGUGAUUUUGCUCAACUGCGACUUUAAUGGAGUUAUACAAAUGAAGAAGAUAUGACUCAAUUUAGCUCCAUCUUCUCAAAAAGCUCGGGGAGUACCUGUUUAUUGUUUCCCUGAGAAUACAAGUACUUUGAAAAGAGAGUAUCAACAUAAAGUUAAGUGAGUGCAUAUAUGUUUAUGUUUAAAAGGAUGUUUCGGUAUCUCGAAUAUGUAAACUGUUCCAGAAAAUCCUAUAUUUUCUGCUGUAUAUGAAAAGUAGUUUUAUUCCCAUAAAACCGUUCCAUUUGUAAACCAAU
This is a messenger RNA of Lactuca virosa, 755 nucleotides long. The record is from the annotation of a GenBank genome assembly. Lineage: Eukaryota; Viridiplantae; Streptophyta; Magnoliopsida; Asterales; Asteraceae.